AUGCCCGUGGGUCUUGAAAAGUUAAAAGACACGUAUGAAAAUGGGAUUUUGAAGAGCGUGGUGAAAAUGGAGAAGAAAGAGGACCCAUUUGAAGGUCACAAGUGGAACAUACUCCGAGUUUUGAUCCUCCUGGAAAAGGACUUUAGUCGCGUUUAUUGGUUCUAUGACUAA
Messenger RNA from Sphenostylis stenocarpa, 171 nucleotides. NCBI's taxonomy places the organism in Eukaryota, Viridiplantae, Streptophyta, Magnoliopsida, Fabales, Fabaceae. The record is from the annotation of a GenBank genome assembly.